Molecule: messenger RNA, 942 nt
Organism: Capronia coronata CBS 617.96
Lineage: Eukaryota; Fungi; Ascomycota; Eurotiomycetes; Chaetothyriales; Herpotrichiellaceae
Exons: 4
Coding region: 1-942 (313 amino acids)
Biological process (GO): proteolysis
Molecular function (GO): metallodipeptidase activity
Source: RefSeq, a predicted model, not a curated record
AUGGCGCGAGAUGCGAUCGAACAGAUCGACCUCACGACGAGACUUGUUCAAUCCUAUCCCGACGACUUCGAACUGGCUUAUGAGCCGUCCGACGUGGCUCGUAUCUAUUCUGAGGGAAAGAUCGCAAGCUCCAUUGGGAUUGAAGGGCUUCAUAUGGCAGGAAACUCGAUCGGCAUCAUCCGAGCGUUCUACACCUUGGGAGUUAGAUAUUGCACCCUGACUCAUUUGUCGAACAAUGCGUUUGCCGAUUCUUCCACCUCGAAAGUUGGUCCUGUGCAUGGUGGCUUGUCGGCGCUAGGGAGGUCUGCUAUCAAGGAGAUGAACCGAAUUGGAAUGAUCAUUGAUCUCUCCCAUGUUUCCCGCGAUUGUGCGAUCCAGUCGCUCAACCUGUCCAGAGCUCCCGUCAUGUUCUCGCACAGUAAUGCUCUGGCGUUAUGGGAUCACGCUCGGAAUGUUCCCGAUGAAGUCCUCGACCUUGUCCCCGCGAAUGGUGGCAUAGUCAUGGUGACAUUUGUGCCCAAGUUCGUCGCGGCCAAGGUUAAGUUGUCUUCUAUCGCACAUAUUGUGGACCAUAUCUUUUACAUCGCUAAUCGCAUUGGCUGGGACCAUGUUGGCAUUGGUUCUGACUUUGAUGGUAUCGCGUCUGUCGUGCCUGGACUGGAAGACGUCUCGUGUUACCCUCGACUACUAGAAGCAAUCUUGGAUAGAGGAGCUACUGAGGAGCAGCUUGCCAAGGUAUGCGGACGGAACAUGAUCCGAGUUUGGGAAGGUGUGGUCGCGACACGAAAUCGUAUGGCGGCGGAAGGUGUUGAACCAGUCGAAGACGUAUGGGAGGGCCGCCACUGGUGGAGAUACGACGGCUUCUUCCAGAUGCUGGACCCAGACCCAGAAGACAAACUUGGGUACGACUGGUAUGGUGUUCCAAAGCCAAGUGACGACUGA